CGAUGAGAAACGGAAUUAAGUAGUAAAGACCACACGACAUCAUUUAGUUAACGGACAACAUGGAUGCAUUAAAUGUGGAAAAAGUACGGCUACCCUCAAAUUUGUUUUAAAAUAAAACUCUAAAUCAGUUAAUUGGGGGUUAGCAUGUUUGAAAAGUCUAUUUUUCAUAAGCGAGUAUAAACAGAACGUGGAGACACUUUGUGGCAGUUUAUCAUGGCAUUGUCAGAAAGUGGGGUUUUGCGUGGUGAUAUUAACUGUACACAUCCUGGAAAAGAAGAGUCGAAAGACCAAGCGAACACCCCCACUGCCAGGGUUUUAACUCUGGGGGAGCAGGAAAGACUGAACGGUGAGCGGGCUCUGGUGUCUGACUUCAAACAGAUGAAGCUGGAGAAAGAAGCGCAGAAAAACUGGGACUUGUUUUACAAAAGAAACACAACAAAUUUCUUCAAGGAUAGACACUGGACCACCAGGGAAUUUGAAGAGCUCAAGGCAUGCCGAGAGUUUGAGUCCCAGAAGUUGGUGCUGCUGGAGGCAGGCUGUGGUGUUGGAAACUGCAUCUUCCCUCUGCUCGAGGAUGACCUCAACAUCUUUGUUUAUGCCUGUGACUUCUCACCACGAGCUGUUGAAUUUGUCAGACAAAACCCUCUGUACUGCCCCGACCGCUGUUGUGCCUUCCAGUGUGAUUUAACUAAAGAUGACCUGAUGGAAAAUGUGCCAGAAAGCAGUGUGGAUGUCAUCACACUCAUCUUCGUCCUGUCAGCUGUCCAUCCUGACAAAAUGAAGCUGGUUUUGGAGAACAUUAGCAGGGUUUUGAAGCCUGGGGGAUUUAUCCUCUUCAGGGACUACGGACUUUAUGACCAUGCCAUGCUCCGAUUUAAACCCGGAAAUAAGCUGGGAGAGAAUUUCUAUGUACGGCAAGAUGGAACUAGGUCCUACUUUUUCUCUAAAGAGUUCCUGGCUGAGCUGUUUGAGAAGACGGGCUUCAAGUGCGUUUCUAAUGACUAUGUUCUUAGAGAGACUGUCAACAAGAAGGAGGGACUUUGUGUACCCAGAGUGUUCCUGCAGAGCAAAUUUAUGAAACCAGAGAGCUGAACUUUGCGUUUGUCGUCUCACAGAUCUACAGAGGUUUGGCAAAACAUAGCACUGAAAUGUCAGAUGAAAACUGGACAGUAA
Molecule: messenger RNA, 1173 nt
Organism: Maylandia zebra (zebra mbuna)
Lineage: Eukaryota; Metazoa; Chordata; Actinopteri; Cichliformes; Cichlidae
Gene: mettl6
Product: methyltransferase 6, methylcytidine
Source: RefSeq, a predicted model, not a curated record